CAUAUCUCAGCUUUAUGUUCCACAGGAACACGCCUGCGGUACAUUACGAUACUUAUAGAAAAUCGAACAUGCAGUGUUAAUAAAUGCAACCCUGAUUUAAACAAAAACUUUAAAUACAUAGCCAAGUAUAAAGUAAAUAUAAAUUCUAAAGUAAUAUAGAAAUUAUGACCUUACAUUUCAAAUACUAAAAAAUAAUAAAUCAAUAUAGGAAAAUAGAUUAUUAUUAAGUAAAAUUAUUAUGAGUGACCACCGAAUGUCUAGUUUUCAAGUCGAUCAGCGGGCAAAUUUUCUCGCUCUAAUAUUAUUGGAUGCACUGGAGGAUGGAAAUGAAAGUGAUAUAUUUGCAAUAUUAGGCAAAAAUAAAGUAGAUGCUAGUUAUGUGCCCACUGAACGAGGCAUAUCCCCUCUGCACUACGCAUGUGGGAUGGAGAAUGCAGCAAUAGCUUUCGAAAUCAUAGAAAGGUUUCUCAAAGAUGGUGCUGAUCCUAAUGUUCGAUCGAAUGAAGAUAUGACCCCCUUGCACGUGGCAGCUAUUUUCGGACGUUGUGAGAUAGCCACUUUACUUUUGAAAUAUGGUGCUCGGCAUGACCUUCUUGACGAUGAACGUAAAACUCCAAUUCACUAUGCCAUCGAGGAGUGUCAUUUUGAGGUGUUGGAGGCGAUUCGGAAUCAUAUAUUCCAGCAAAAAUUUCAAAAAGUGCAAGAAAAACGACUUGAAGAAAAAACUCAUGCAAAUGUCUCUCCCAAUAAACUGGUUAAUACAAAGGAGGAAAAUAUCUCGAAUAGGACACCCAUUAAUAAGAAGAUCUAUAAUUUAUUUGCUGAAGAAACUGGAAGCCAAGAGACACCACACAGCAAAUACACACCCAACCGUAUUCACUACAAUUAUGAUGUGACUUCUCCUUAUUAUAUUAACAUCACUCAUCGGCGACACAGACCACAACCAAUAUUUCCAAAUAUUGAAUCCACACCAGAAGCAAAAGUUGUUUCACCCAGUUUCGGGUGUAUAAACUUAGAGGAGUUAAAUUCUGAGGUAACAGAUCUAAAGCAGAUUUCAAAUAUUCCACAAGAGUCUGUUAAUGUAUUCGCUCUAACAGAGAGAAAUUUGAAAGAACUCUCGCUAGCUACUUCUAACUUGGAUCGCUCUUGUGUAUCUAUGAUUGAAGCAUGGCGUAAAAAAGUGGAGUCCUCGCGAGCUAAGAGGUCGAUUUUGAGACACUAUGACAACGUAGAGGAAAUGUUGGAUGAAGUAAUGAAAAGCGAUCAUCUUAACUACACUAACACUGUACUGCAAGAUAAGAAAUCAACUUCAGAAGAAACCAAACCCGAAGUAAAGUUGGUGCCGAAAUCAAAUUUGUCCUUAGGCGCUAUAAUACAAAAAGCGGCUCAAGCUCAUGUCGUGGAUAUGGAGCAUUCAGCAACUGGCUCAGAACUUGAGAGUAGUUAUCAUGCAGUAGAGGGUGAAAAAAAUGAAAAAAUAGUGAAUGAUUGCUUAAAAAAUCCAUGCGAAAAUAAUUUAGAAGUUGGAGGCGCAAAAAAUACGACGGAGGAAUACAUUUUACAGAUGACUGAAGCAUACGUACACACGGAUGAUGAGAAUGGACUAGUCUUUUACGAAACGAAACUACUCAGUAAUCAAAAGACUUGUGCUAAAGAAUGUGAACAACAAAAUUUGAAUAGUUCAAUGUCGACAAAUGUGACCACCCCUUUGGACUACGAAACAGAUGAACUACGCGCUGAGCUGAAACACUUUGGCGAUCCUCCAGGACCAAUAACCAAGAGCACAAAAAAACUAUAUAUAAAGCGACUUAUUAAAUAUAGAAAAAAUACACCAAAAAGUUUACAAUGUAAUGCCAUUGGAAAAGAUAUCAGCAAUGACACUGCAAAGUAUUCGGUAGAGCUGCAACGCACUAUACGUUCGCCUGAUCAAUUUGCACUCAUAACAAAUUAUCAAAAGUAUGAGUCUAAAUCGUCCGAGUACUUUGCGACGUUGCAAAAUAAACAUAAAAUGAGGGAAGGUCACCUUAAACAAAGUUUUAUAUAUAUGCUAAUUGACCCUCGAAUUUCUUGUAAUUUACCAGGAGAAAGCAUGUGCAUUGACAAGUAUAAUGCUUGGACCCGAUUUCUUCAAUCAGUUUUUUACGUGGGGAAAGGAAAAACUUCUCGUCCGUAUUCCCAUUUAUAUGAGGCUAUGAAGUUACAUUCACAUGUUCAAAGUCAAAAGAAGUUAUCGACCAGCACAACAGAAAUAGUACAUUCACAACGAGACAAAAUUUCAUUUCGAAAACAAACUGUAAGUGUAGAUAUUUUCAAAACAAGUUCCAAACAACCCUCGGAAAACAAAAAACUGGAACGAAUUCUGGACAUUUGGCGAUGCGGAAAAGGUGUGGUGUGUCUUCACGUUUUCCAUAACAUAUUGCCGACUGAAGCGUAUACACGAGAAGCCGCUAUAAUCGAUGCAUUUAGCAUGCAGCAUUUGACAAAUUACAAACGCGGCGACUACUAUGGUCCAGCACAAACCUGGACCAUGAAAGAGAAAAAGUUCUUCGGAAUAUCGUUAUUAUAUAGAGCAAUGCAAAUAUAUUUAGCUGAAGGCGAAUCACAGUUAUCUCCUAGUGAUCUCAUAUAAAUUAAGACAAAUGUUUAUAUAAACUAACCCAAUGUGAUAUUUAUAUUAGAUAAAGAAUGAAUUAGACGAAGGAUUUUACAAAUCUU
This is a messenger RNA of Ceratitis capitata (Mediterranean fruit fly), 2715 nucleotides long. RefSeq lists its product as uncharacterized. The record is from RefSeq and is a predicted model, not a curated record. The coding region runs from base 239 to 2629 and encodes 796 amino acids. The transcript has 10 exons. Gene Ontology annotation, molecular function: protein binding; endonuclease activity. Lineage: Eukaryota; Metazoa; Arthropoda; Insecta; Diptera; Tephritidae.